AUGGUUUCUAAAGACCUCAAUUUAGUUCACCAGCUUCAUCAGGAGCUUCGGUAUAUAAUUUUGAUCUAUCAUAGAAACAAGAACCAGCAUAGAAUGGCUAUUUGGUGGAGACAUUUCAACGAACUGAAGCGAAGUGCUGGACAGGUGCUGACACUGAUUCAGAAGGACAAGUUGAAAAAGCCUCAAGCGAUCAUGCUGUGGAGUCUACUAGAAAAACUGCGAAAACGUCAAUUGCCUCGUAUGUACUAUAGUUUCAACGGUGUGGUUGGACUAGGUCAAUUUGUCACAUUGGGAGUAGUGCUUAUUGGAAUACUGGCUAAGAUCAACGCACUCUACAAUGACAUUUUCGAGAAUUACAAACCAGACUUCGAAUCCGCCGGACUGCUCAAAAAAACUUCUGCUGCGAUACCACCGAAAAUUUCCAGCACUCAAAUGGGAUUAAUGGCGGACGAGGAACUAGGCGAAGAGAUCGAAAUUCAAGAACAGGUAUCACAUACGGAACAACCAGAGCAUAUAUCGCUAAUGCCACCAGACCAUUCGGUGCGAACGCCGGACGUUGAGAAAAAGACCAAAAACAAGAAGAGCAAAAAGAAGAAGAAAUCGAGUGCUAUGGAUGCCAUCUUUGGAUAG
Molecule: messenger RNA, 630 nt
Organism: Lachancea sp. 'fantastica'
Lineage: Eukaryota; Fungi; Ascomycota; Saccharomycetes; Saccharomycetales; Saccharomycetaceae
Source: the annotation of a GenBank genome assembly